Parasteatoda tepidariorum (common house spider) is the source of this 2257-nucleotide messenger RNA. NCBI's taxonomy places the organism in Eukaryota, Metazoa, Arthropoda, Arachnida, Araneae, Theridiidae. The record is from RefSeq and is a predicted model, not a curated record.
AUAGCAAACUACGCAUUAUUUAUUUCUUUUUAAAUAAAUUUUAAAAAUUGUUUUGUCCACUUGAAUAUUUACUAUACAUAAUUUAUUCUAGGAUAUGAACAUCAAAUCUUUUACCUGCAUUGCACAUACAUCUCCUCGCCAUGGCAAAGUCUUUCAAACCUUUAAUGUUACUGUAUUAUAUCCUCCUGAAAUUCCCAUUCUAUCAGGUUACGAAGAUUCAGUUGAAUUAAGGGAAGGUGAUCGUCAGUCAUUUACAUGUUCGGGACCAGCAGGCAAUCCCCCAGCAGAGCUUAAAUGGUUUAGAGGAGAAACUGAGGUUUCAAGUGUUAGUUCUGUUGUACAAGGGAGGAUUACAAGCAUAAUAUCAUUUGAAAUUGAAGCGUCCGACAAUGAAAUAAGCGUGCGUUGUGAAGUGAAUAAUAGUGCCACUGUUGAACCUUUAGCUGCUGAAGUGAAACUAACAGUUUUGUUCCCUCCCCAAAAUGUAACAAUAUCAGUUGAUCCCUUACAGCCAAGAGAAGGUGAGACGGUAAAGUUAGAAUGUUGGUCUGGAAGUAGCAAUCCACCUGCAUAUAUUCAGUGGUGGAAAGAUGGGGUUAUUCUGAAAGAUCCUCAUAAGUCCGAAAUCAUAGACACUGUCUAUGGUGGAUCUUCUACAAGAAGUCGAAUAAGUGUUCCUGUUUCAUCAGCAGAUCAUGAAAGCCGGUUUACGUGUGAGGCUAAAAAUGAUGCUUUCCAACGUUCAGUGCAAGAAAAAGUCACUCUUAAUGUUUAUUAUGCUCCUGUAUUCGCGAUACCUGAGAAGGUUGUUGAAAUGAUUGAAGGUCGAUCUGGUGAAGUGAACAUGACGGCCAAAGCUUAUCCCGAAGUACACACUUAUAAAUGGAGUAAAAACGGAGUAUUUGUCCCUCGCUGGGCGAAGGACUACAGAGAAUCUCCUGUAGUCACUGCAAAUGGAGCUGUUCUGUAUUUCAACCACGUAUCUAGGCAUGAUUCUGGAGCAUAUACAUGCAUUGCUCAAAAUGUUGAAGGUUCCACCAGUGCAACAUUAACUUUGAACGUUUUGUAUCCAGCGUCAGUUACCAAUGUAACUACAAAUGUAGAAGUAGCAGAAGGAGAUACAACUCAGCUAGAAUGUACUGCUGAAGGAAAACCUUUGGAUGAAAAUGCAAUUAUUUGGAUGCGUGAAGGAUUGUCUUUAAAAUCUUCUAGCACAGAUAUCGGACGAUCUGUACUUAUAUUGAACAAUGUUACAAGAAAGGAUGGUGGUGUUGUGGAAUGUGUGGCAAAUAACAACGUAGGUCAUCCCUCCAGAAGAAAAGCCCAAAUCACAGUACUUUAUAGACCUAUCAUUCUGAAAAAUUUACUUCACCGAAAAGUUGCCACAGGAGAAAGAGAAUAUGGUGAAAUAUCAUGUUUUGCUGAAGGUUAUCCAGAGGUGACCUUUACUUGGUCGUUCAAUGGAUCUACUAUAAAUUCCGUUCAUUUGGAUUCUAUGAAAUAUAGUUUAAAACAGAACUUAAAUACUCAAAACCAGUGGUCAAGUACACUAACGAUUAGAAAUGUGGUGGAAGCAGAUUAUGGUGUAUAUACUUGUAUUGCUGGAAAUUCAAUGGGCCACGACUUUAUCACAUUUAAUCUUGUGAAAAGAAGUGGUCCAGAAAGUCCUGAAGGUUUAGAAGCGCUCAAUGUAUCACAUCAAAGUGCCCUUUUAGUCUGGAGCCCAGGUUUCGAUGGCGGACUAUCUCAAACAUUUCAGUUGAAAAUUCGAAAGAACCAAGAAAUGUCAUAUACAUAUGUGCACAUACCUAUAAAUUCGUCAAAUUAUUUAGUUACUGGACUUUCGCAAGGAGCCUUAUACGAAAUCUCAAUUGCUGCUAAAAAUUCUUUAGGAGAAAGUUUAUUUUCCCCUUCUAUUAACUUUCGAACAAAAAGUUUACCUGUAAUGGAUUCAACAAUAUCUGGCCCAAUAACUAGUAGCAAUUAUUCUGUUGAGUUUUUACCGGCUUGGCUUCUUGCCGCUGCAGUGAUAGGGAGUCUAAUUGUUCUUGCAAAUUUAUUAGUCUGUAUAAUUUACAUUCGACGGAAAAGAUAUGGCCGUGGUCGUCAAGCAGCCACAGGGACUCCAGUCAGUGAUGAGGAGAUUUCUAGAGAAAAGAUGUCCAAGAAAAUCCCUCCCGAAGAUCAUGCACCGUUUUAUUUAAGUGGAGCUUCAGUUGAUAUGCCUGAUGAUGGAUUGGAUGUCGAUAGUUUUCAA